UCUACGCUUCAGUGCCUCGGUCAGCUGUUAUAUCUUGCACUAUUCAUCAGAGAAUUGUUUCAAUUUUAUACUUCUGUUUCACUAACCUUUUCUAUUUCCUGCUCUGUGACGUUGCGACUUGUCUCGUUCUUGGCUACUUCAACGCGAGCACAGCUAACGUUAGCGGAGGUCGCAUUAAGGUUAAUAACGGUCACAGGAAUCAUGAACAGCUUGUCCAAAGUAGAACAAAAAUGCAUAAGUCUGACCCUGAGGCAACUUUGGACAACAACUAUGGCAGCUCCCAAGGUCCGUCUUUCCACACUUCCUCCGGAACCGGUCAUCCCUUCUAAGAAGCCUUUCAAAGUGGAGCUGGUGGGGGGACAGCGUUACGCCUGGUGCACCUGUGGACACAGCAAGAAACAGCCUCUCUGCGACGGAGCCCACAAAACCAAAGGCCAAGGCUUGUCGCCGCUACGCUUUGUCCCCGAGAAAGACGCCACGGUUUGGUUGUGUGGUUGCAAGUACACAAACAACCCACCUUACUGCGACGGCACGCACAAGCAGGACUUCAUCGUGUCUGCCCCACUACAUGAACAAACAGACUCUUGAAAAUGACAGCAGAACUGUCUUUGAACUGAGCAUUCAUGUUGCAGUUGUGUUCCCACUUGGUACAUCAGUGCACGCUGUGAAAGCAGCAGAUGAUCGACUCACGGCUCAUGACAAGUGUUUGAAUCUUGUGUCUCGUCAGUCUCAUCUCGGUGCUUGACGGAGAAGAGUGGUGAC
This is a messenger RNA of Etheostoma cragini (Arkansas darter), 762 nucleotides long. RefSeq names its product CDGSH iron-sulfur domain-containing protein 3, mitochondrial-like. The record is from RefSeq and is a predicted model, not a curated record. Lineage: Eukaryota; Metazoa; Chordata; Actinopteri; Perciformes; Percidae. The transcript is spliced from 3 exons. Gene Ontology annotation, molecular function: 2 iron, 2 sulfur cluster binding. Gene Ontology annotation, cellular component: intracellular membrane-bounded organelle. Bases 202 to 588 code for a protein of 128 amino acids.